AUGAGUUUACGACGAGUUGCGCCUCGUCAAAUACGAUCAAAUAUGGGUGGACCGGGAAGUGGAAUGAUACCAAAAGGAGUUGGUGCUCCCCCGCCACCUGGAAUGGAUCAUCGUCGUGGAAAAUUGAUGUGUAUCAAAGUUCGAAUGCUUGAUGAUUCUGUUGGUGUAUUUCAUUUAGGGCAUAAAGCACUUGGACAGGCAUUAUUCGAUGAAGUAUGUCGUCAUUUGAAUCUACUCGAAUGUGAUUAUUUCGGUCUUGAAUUUACCGACUGCUAUGGCAAUCGUUGUUGGUUAGAUAAAGAUAAACCUAUCUUACGACAAAUCACAACAACUCAUAGCGAUGCUCGUUUCUAUUUUAUCGUCAAAUUUUACACACCAAAUCCAGCUGAUCUUGUUGAAGAAUAUACGAGGUAUUUAUUUGCCCUACAAAUUAAACGUGAUCUUGCAAUGGGUGAACUAUUAUGUAAUGAAAAUACAGCUGCGCUUUUGGUUUCAUAUAUUGUCCAGUCGGAUUGUGGUGAUUUCGCAGCCGAAGACUAUCCCGACGAUAGUUAUUUGUCAAGUGCGCGCUUUAUACCUAAUCAAAAUACCGAAUUCCAGAGAAAAGUUAUGGAGAAUCAUAUGAAAUUGAUUGGCAUGAGUCCCGGUGAAAGUGACUUGACUCUUCUUGAAACAGCACGACGUUGUGACUACUAUGGCGUGAAGUUGCAUGCUGCUAAGGAUGUGGAAGGUACUGAAGUGAACCUAACAAUUGCUCAUAUGGGUAUUCGGGUGUUUCAUCAGUUUCAAUGUGUUUCGACAUUCUCUUGGGCUAAAAUCCGGAAAUUAUCAUUUAAACGUCGUAAACUGCUAAUAAAGUUGCAUCCGGAAAAUUAUCAGUACUAUAAAGAAACGAUUGAAUUUUUAUUUGAAACUAGAAAUGAGUGCAAAAAUUUCUGGAAGAAAUGCGUGGAGCAUCAUACAUUUUUCCGUUGUAUCGAAGUAUUGCCAGUGAAAAAAACACGUGAAGGUCGUUUCUUCAGUAAAGGUUCCGCUUUUAGGUAUCAAGGUAGGACUCAAAAGCAAUUAAUUGAUUAUACUCGAGAACAUAGGAAACGACGUGAACCAUUCACAAGGCCAAUUAAAUCAGGUCUUUCAUCCUCAUCAAAUGGUCGAUUUUCACGACCAGCUUUCUUUGAUAUGACUCAUCCUGCUUAUGCAACAGUUAGCGAACGUUCGGUGAAUUUGAUUGGUUCUGGAACAUUGCCUUCCAGAAAUGCACCAGUAUAUUGCAUGAAUGGAGAACGAUCAAUGAAUCGUGGUUCAUGUGUAAGUAACCAGAGUCAUAGCCGUGGUACAGGUCAGCAACUAAUGACAACAGGUACGAUGAGUUACUUUCCCGGUGAGAUAACUCUGAAAAACUAUAGUACCACUAUUGGUACUCGUAAUCAUCGCCAUCGAAAUUCGCAAAACUAUCCAAGUAAUAGUAGUGCUGCGGCUGUAAACAGUGAACGAAUGUGUUUGAGUGAUAUGGAAAGUAAUGAUUUAUGCUCAUUAGCUGGUGGUAGUAUCACAAAUUCACGCUACAGACAGCAACAACAUUCUGAAUUUAAACCUUUGAAACAAUCCACUGUUAAAUCUGUAAAAGCAGGAGCAGUAGCAGUGACGAGUAAGACUAAUAAUAUUGCUAAUGCAUCAGAUAAUGAUGCUAUCACAUCGGUAUCAUUGCCAAAUGUGCUCGGUGAUGAUGUACAAAUUGUUUGUCGUGAAUUUGAACUUAAAUGUGAAUGUCCACCUAAAUCAGCAUCUGGUGAUAAUUUUCUGGAACUACAUCAACCACCUCGUGAUUAUGAUAAUAUCAGUGAAGGCUCUUAUAAAUUAUCCGAUAAUGAGUUACGAUCAGCACAUUCCGAUAUUCAAGCUGUUCCAGUGAAUCCUGUUUAUGCUACCACUUUUACAGCAAAACGUGUUGGUAAUGUCAUUGUCAAGAAGGUUGUUUCAAAUACUCGUUCAACACCGAAUACCACCGAUGAUGAAGAUCCGCAUAGCGAAAGACGAUUAGGUAGUGGUGGAAGAAAAAUAGAAGCAGGACGUAAUCAACAAAAUAUUUCAGGACAGGUUUAUCGUCAGGAAUCAUCUAAAAGUAAUCAGGUUGAGAUUGAUGAUGCAGAUUCACAGCGACGAUUCUAUGCUGAAAGAAAGCAUUCAUCAUCCGCACCAGCCUCAUAUGCGGAAUAUCCGUUGCAUCAAAAAUUAAUACCUAUCGAGAUUGAUGGGCCAAAUGUUAAUUUGGAUGAACAUAGAAAGCUAAGUGGUAGGAAAGAAAUUAAUAGAGUUUCAAAGGUGCAUGGUAGCACUCCACCACAAAUUCCAGUUCGUGCACCUAUCACGAAAAUUGAAUCAGAUUGUUGGCACAUAACCAAUGAACCUCAACCAUCUGUUUCACGUACCAAAGAAUUGCAACCAAAGCAUUCGAAAAUUGUAUAUACAUCGAAAGGUACCAUUUUGCAAAAGCCAAAAAUAAUUCCAGAUGAGGAUGAUUUAAGUACCAGUGAGAACAUUUAUAGUAAUGUUAGCUUCAUCCAUGCAUCGGAUAGCGGUCAAAGCUAUAUGACAAUAGCUCAACCACAACAAGCUCCCAAAACUUACGGUGCAAUUGGACCUUUAUCGGGUAAAGUUAUAACUAAGGAUAAUCUAGUAAUCACUCCAGAAGGUUAUCGAGAACGAAAACCGAAACCGGUGGUACCUCCGAAGCCAAAAAAUUUUGUCUGCACUUCAGAAGCUGGUUUAAUUGAAUCGACUUCAGUUUCACGUGUACCGGAAAUAAAACCAAAUCAUCCGGUAGUAAAUCUUCAAAAAGAAACUUUUCCAUCUUGUACGACAUCAUCAGGCAUACGUGAACUGAAUCGUCCAACGUUGAUUUCGGUGCAAAGUGAGGAUUAUCCAGAAAUUCAGAAAUGUCAUCUCUUUAACAGCGAUAUUCCGUACGUACUUACAAUGCGUAAUAUAUCCACUGAAGCUGAAGGUUCAUUUUCAACUUUCAAAGAUAUUAGUACCAAAAGUACGGUUUCAGAGGUUUUAGCUAAUACUGUUGAGAGCAGUAGUCAACAUAGGUCACUGUCAGGUUCACGUAGUCCAGAUAGCUUGAGGAGAAGAAAAUCAUUAGAUUUGGUACCCAAAAAACGACUGCCUUCACCAGGUAAUUUCUCUUCGCAAGAUCAUUCUUUAUCACCUUCUACACCCGAAUCUGGAGAUGUGUUGGAAUAUUUGCUACGAAGACGAAAUGUUGAGAAGUCCGCAAUUGCAAAACGUGGUCGUCGCGGUGAUCCACGUCGACAAACUCAACCUGUUCGUUUUAAUAUUCCAUCAAAUGAGAAAACUGAAAGACAACAAAUUGGUGCAAUAUCACAGCCAAAUUUAAAUGAUAACGAUGAUGAGGUAAAAUGUGUGAUGGAGAAUGUUGAAAGAAUGACGAAAGAUUUGAAAGAAAAUGAACGAAUCUAUACAAAUCUAAAUGUUAAUUCUGAUUUUAAAAGAGAAAUGGAACGAUCUUCAGAAACUCAAAAGGAAAAAAAAGAACAAUCAGGAAGUAACGAGAUAACAACUAUCAUCGGAAAUGAAUUCACAGAUUCAGCUAAUACUGAUGAUUUCCCACCACCACCACCGCCACCUCCUCCUCCGCCAUCAUUACCGAUUGUUUUGAAGCAGUCAGUGCCAUCAGAACCAAUUACCGAAGCAUGCAUGCAAGAAAGUGUAGAAACAUUACCCUACGCAGAUGAAUCAACCUCUUCUCGAGCAUCUUGUGCUUCUAAAGAUGAAACUGUGGAUAAUAAAAUUUCAUCAGCAACAUCAUCAACACUUAGAACGCCUACCGGUGUCUUGUGGACUGAUUUUUAG
Brugia malayi is the source of this 3876-nucleotide messenger RNA. RefSeq names its product FERM domain (gene Bma-frm-3). Gene Ontology annotation, molecular function: guanyl-nucleotide exchange factor activity; cytoskeletal protein binding. NCBI's taxonomy places the organism in Eukaryota, Metazoa, Nematoda, Chromadorea, Rhabditida, Onchocercidae. The record is from RefSeq and is a predicted model, not a curated record. Gene Ontology annotation, cellular component: cytoskeleton. The transcript is spliced from 10 exons. The coding region runs from base 1 to 3876 and encodes 1291 amino acids.